Molecule: messenger RNA, 2399 nt
Organism: Bombyx mori (domestic silkworm)
Lineage: Eukaryota; Metazoa; Arthropoda; Insecta; Lepidoptera; Bombycidae
Product: homeobox protein orthopedia
Exons: 3
Coding region: 253-1134 (293 amino acids)
Biological process (GO): regulation of transcription by RNA polymerase II
Molecular function (GO): RNA polymerase II transcription regulatory region sequence-specific DNA binding; DNA-binding transcription factor activity, RNA polymerase II-specific
Source: RefSeq, a predicted model, not a curated record
AGCUUUUUGGGAUUAGCACCCCUUGUGAAAGUCUCGAAGUACCGCGUAUUUCGAAAAGUUUUAAACACUUUCAAUAUGAGUAUUGGAUGAGCUUCAUUUUGUUGUAUUCUAUUCUGAGUCUCAUUCGUGUUUGAAUUGCAAAACAUUGCCUAAAUAUGCUACUCUUUCUUCAUUUACAUUCUAGUUACACGUAGGUUAAUGUUGUCUUAAGAAAUCUACGGUUAAAAUUAGCCAAUCAUUACGAUUCCUGAGAUGGCUGGGCCAUACCUUUCUCCGCUUCCCGGGGACCUUCUAACUGAGUACAUGUUUGGUCGGCGACGUCAGAGGAGGAACAGAACUACCUUUACUCCUCAACAGCUCAGCGAACUAGAGUCGCUCUUCCAGAAGACGCACUAUCCAGACGUGUUCUUGAGAGAAGAAGUCGCUCUAAGGAUCAGUCUGUCCGAGGCGAGGGUGCAGGUAUGGUUUCAGAAUCGUCGAGCAAAAUGGCGGAAACAGGCACGUCUGCAGCUGCUGCAAGAUGCUUGGAGGAUGAGGUGCCUCGGACUCGGGACACCACCGCUACCAAUGCCCGGCCAUGCUAAGCCACCUGAUUCUUCACCGGAAACACCGGAUUCGCCCAACGACGGGAACUCGCCUGAAAGAUCUAACACCGAAAACGGUGAAAUCACUGGUUCGCGUCAAGAGCCCUAUAUACACAAUACAAACAUGCAAGAACCUAUUCCACAGCCCCCACACGACCUUCCAAUUCCGAUGCCGUACAACGAAGAAGCUAGAAUGAUGCAGCAAUCUUUUCCGUUUACAUCACUCCUCAUGCCCCAAAUGGAUUCAGAAGUGGCUCCGACAGACUUAAGGGUGCUGGCCGGUAAGAACUGUCCCUGUAAUGAAGAGGAGCCUCAGGAUCUAGCGUAUCGUCCCCGACGCGAGAGGGAAAGUGAUACCGAUAGUGACGCGGAGAUAGAUCUAACAUCGCAUUCUUCUAAAGACGACGAUUUGAGAGAAUCGGAGAGGCUGGCGAAUAGAAUCGCCACUAGCAUCUUUAGAAGCGACACCGUUUUGCAAGAUCUGGUACCAAAUGAUUUGAGUUUAGCGAAUAAAGGGAACGAUAGAAAUCAGAACGGUGUAUCGAUGUAAGUGGUUAUCGAUGCAAGCAAAACCAAUAUUUAACCUAUCGACGUAUUGAAUUAAAGUUAUUUUAUUGAAAGACAAAUGAAUCCCGGUCACGAUUUAACGUGAAUGGCGCUAUUUGUAUAAACAUCUUCACGUUGAAUUUCCUAAAUAAAGUAUUCUAAACAAACCUUUUAGUGACAUAUACGAAAGACCACAAACAUUUUGCCACAAACAUUUUACAAAAAUUUUGCAAACAAGCCUAAUCUCAUGAACCGUUCACCAAUAAAUCUCCGUCGGGCAUGUGAGAAUUGUCUUUAUUUAUUUAGAUCUCCCUUUUCGUACUUUUUGGAACGCGGAUGUAAGUCGAGAAACAUAGUAAUGAGAAAACAUUAAUUAAAGCUACACUUGUUAUUUUUCUGCAAUUAUUUUUUUUGGAAACCAUUUUUAACUCAUUAUAAAUAUUUUUAUCGAUAUGUAAUUUAUUGUAUUAAUGAUUUUUUAGUAUUUUCAAUAUGUGUAUAUACGGGCAAAAAUUUUGAGUCAAUAAUAAUAAACGGAUAAUCGGAUGUCGUAGUGUAAGUUGUACGUAUAGUUCUACAAAGAGAAAUAAAAAAAUUGUAAUCAAUUAAAUUUUACUUAUAAUCCUCAUAAAUAUGUAUUGUAGAUAUUUAUGUGAAUAAGAAAUAAAACAAUUAAAUCAGCUUUUUUUUAUUUAAAAGUAAUUUAAAAAAAACCUUUUUAAUAAAACUAUUGACUUGAUAUUUUUUUAAUAAUUUAUAUUAUAAAUAAGCCCUAUAAAUAAAAAUAUAUUCAUAAUCAAAUAGAAAAAUUCUAUAGAACUCCUUAUGAUUAGUUUCAAUAAAACAAUAGUUACAAAACUUACAAAUGCAAAACUGUGAUAUGUUUAUAUACAAUUCGCUCAUUAUAAAUUCUUCGCUUCGCUCCUAUUCAACCUAAAUUACAAUAAAUAAAAAAUCACAUCGCUUUUCAUAAUUUUGGCAACACUGUCAUGUUACUAAACUUCACAGAGUAGCUAAGUAUUAAAAAAAACAUCUUUGUAUAUAUUAUACUAGCUGGUGUUCACAAUCAGUUUCGACCGCAGUGAUGACAGAUUUAAUUAAAAACAUACCAUAAACAAUAAACAGUUAUUUUUAAACGAAAAAUACUCGUUCGUCUUCUGCCCUCUUCAGCUUAUUAGUUUUAAAAUCAUAAUUACAACUAGUUCAUUAUUUAGAUUUAUUAGGUAUGAACUUAUUAAAAUUUAUUAAAAUGUGCAAUGUGUCCGUGUC